AUGGACCAUAUAUGCGACUCGACGGCGCAGGCAACCUUUGCUUCCACCUUCACCGGAACCCCUCCGGCAUCCUUGGGUUCCUCUAUAUGCCGCCCAUUCACGGAUGCCUCACAACGUGGCCAUUCGAGCGAUUCCCAAGGCGUUCGAAGAAAACAACAAAAGCGACCCCAAACCCGCUCGAAGGACGGCUGCUGGACAUGUCGAAAGCGGAGAGUCAAGUGUGACGAGACUCGUCCACAAUGCGGCGGAUGCGUCAGGUUAUCGAAACAUUGCCACUAUGGUCACCAAUGGCAAUUCCUCGAUUUCAGCUUAUGCACGGGACGACAACUUCGACACAACAGCCCUUCUAGCAGUUCAUCAUUGAACUGCUACCCCAGUAGUCUCAUCAGUAGCACUCAAACUACAAAGCCAUCGGUCAAAAACCACACUGUCUCUGGAAUCUCGCCUGAAGACAAGCAUCGGAAGAGAGACUCUCUGAGCCCACAAGAUGCAUACUCAAUCUCUACCAACAGCAGUUUUUCAAGUCCAUCCAGUUGCAGGCCACUGACACCCCUCAGCCACGUGACCUCUUUUGGUGAAGACGACCAGGACAAGCAUAUGCAUGUUUCACACCUUGGCAUACUCGCAAAACCUGAGACAUUAUCACAACCCACGCCGCUUCUACCACUUGCCAUAUGGGACAAGUGUGAGCUACCAGAAUCAGCACUCUCCGGGUGCAUACCACCUCUACCGCACAAUCCGGAAGAUCAGAAUACUCUUAUAGCGACGACCCCUGUGCUGAAUCACAAGACCUUGACUCUACCACAGAUAGUAAUCUUUGGACUUGGAUACCAUGAUCAGAAAGUGGGGGUUUUCGAUGAAGAAGGAGCAAUAUCCGCCCAGUCCAAGAGCUUCGAGCCGCUGCGUCAUGCCAUCUGUGCUUUAUCGUCCCUGACCUCAGCGCUAAGAGGCCAGCAGACUGGGUUUGUGGAAGCUUUCGAGUAUUAUGCUCGUGCUGUCUCCACAUCCGUAUCACACGCCCAUGUCGAGCCAAGUUUACUCUUCUAUUUGCACUUUGUUCUACUCGUCUUCGACGUCUGUUGCAUGGGACAAGAAUCAAGAGGCCCGAUCAUGUGGUCCCAGCAUUUAGGGCAUCUCGCGGCACUCGCAUUUUGCUUACGAAAGGAUAACUCGGCCAAGGUGCCAGCCAACCUCUUGUGGACCGUUCUCAACCUCGAUGUACAACUAUGCCUAGCCGGGAACAAUGACGCAGGGUCAUAUGUAAGAGCCUAUCUUGCAGACGAAUCAUUCCUCCCGGACCUGGCUGAGCUCCAAAAUCUGCGACACGAUUUCAAAUGUGGUACAUCGGCUUUGUGUGCUGCAGUCUACGACCUAGCAACUUACAUAUGCCGGAAAUUCGCUAAGCUCAGUCAGCUCGCCUUGAAGAUGCGAUCUGAAACGAAUAGCGGAAGAGGUAGUGCUGCAGCACGUCACAGGUGCAUCGACAAAUUUUACCAUAUCUUGUAUAUCGAGUGGACAUUUAGGUACAAGCAUAUCCUUACUUUAACCGCAUCUGACCGCAAUUUAUUGAUGGGUACAACAAUAAGCGCAACUUUGGAACUUGCUUUGUUGCAGUACUCGACCAUCAUUGUCUAUCUGCACACAAGCAUGUAUCACGAUCAACACUUCCCCUCCCCUCGUGUUGGAAAGCGAGUUGCGGAACAUUGCACCAAGAUCCUCUCUAUCGCAUCGACGAACCGUCUCGACUCACAUCAGUGUAUUUUCCCACUCUUUCUGAGUGGGUACGCCAGCAAAUACACGUUGCAGAAAGAACAAGCUCUCGAGCUUAUCAAGAGCACGCAGGUCUUGGGUCUGAGUGGUGGCUCUAGCCGAUUGGUCGACCUGCUUCGGCUGAUCUACGCGAAGCAGACGGCUCAAGCGCAAACAUCCGCAACGACUGGGGUGGACUGGGUAGCCAUGUCUCGCCAAAUGGGUUCACAGAUGGUGGGCUUAAGCCUGUAG
This is a messenger RNA of Aureobasidium pullulans EXF-150, 2001 nucleotides long. RefSeq lists its product as uncharacterized. NCBI's taxonomy places the organism in Eukaryota, Fungi, Ascomycota, Dothideomycetes, Dothideales, Saccotheciaceae. Gene Ontology annotation, biological process: positive regulation of transcription by RNA polymerase II. Gene Ontology annotation, molecular function: zinc ion binding; DNA-binding transcription factor activity, RNA polymerase II-specific; transcription cis-regulatory region binding. The transcript has 3 exons. Bases 1 to 2001 code for a protein of 666 amino acids. Gene Ontology annotation, cellular component: nucleus. The record is from RefSeq and is a predicted model, not a curated record.